UCCCUGGGCGGGGGUGGCGCAUGCGCGGCCUGGCCGGCUCGGAGGGGCGGUGGAUCUGCACCCAGUUCCUCAAUGGGAAAGAUGUUAAAAACUGCCUGCAGCACUAUGGAAACAUGGAGACAACAUAGUUGUCCAUUGAGACCCUUGAGGAGCUACUGGGCAAAGUGAUGGAAAUGAAGAGUUUGAAACAUCACUUCAGCAUGGCGGCAACCGAAUUGGACAAGGACUCUGGAUAUUCAGAUGGAAGUUCAGAGUGCCCAAGUGCUAUGGAACAGACUGACUCGGAGGGUGUGCCGAAUACGUUGUGUUGGAACACAGAGGAUGGACCUUGGCAACGCCCAGUGACCACGAGCAGCUCCUUCCCUGCACUUUCUCCUAUGGUUGUAAUGAAAAAUGUUUUAGUUAAGCAGGGGAGUUCAUCGCAGCUCCAAUCUUGGACAGUGCAGCCAUCCUUUGAAGUUAUUCCAGCUCAGCCACAGCUAGUGUUUCUUCGUCCAUCAAUCCCACCUCCUGUUAACCCUCACCCUGUUGGGAAAAAGAGGAAUGACUCUACUAAUUACCUGCCCAUCCUGAAUUCAUAUGCCAAAAUAGCACCACAGCCCUGCAAAAGAGGUCACUCCUUUGAUCUAGAAGAGCAGCAGGAAACCAGUUGCCAUAAACGACUCUGCACAGAAACACCCAAGAUGGAGGCUUCUCCUGUAUCAAGGAGCACAGGCUUGCCUACUAGUCCUUUUGCCCACCUACCAGUUAGCUUUAAGACCUCUCAGGAAUCUAACCUGCAAAGUUCUUCAGCUUUGGUGACAAGUGGAAAACUGUCAGCUCUUUCUGGUUUUCAUCGUGGUUCCAGUGACACUCAGAAAGUGACGGAUUUGACUCCCCUUUUGCCUUUUGGAGCUCUGCAGUCAACAAAGUGCACCACUCAUGAGAGUGAGGGUGCAGCACAGACUACAGCACAGUCUGCAGUGUGGAGCCCCUCACUGAUACCAGAAGAGAUUUGCACUACCCCUGAGCUGCUCCUGCAGCAACAAAGCAAGUGCAGACGUUUUCAGAAUACACUCGUUGUGCUACGCAGGUCAGGGUUGCUGGAGAUCACUUUGAAAACCAAGGAGCUCAUUCAUCAGAACCAGGUGACUCAGGCUGAGCUGGACAGGCUGAAGCACCAAACUCAGCUUUUCAUAGAGGCAAUAAAGAACAAUGCCCCACAGUCGUGGGCAGAGCUAGAAGCAUCUCUGACAGGAUCUGAUAAAGCUGAUAGCAACCCUGAAGACUCCACUUAUCCCAACAUGUAGUGAAAAGGUACAUAACUAUUCUUUCUGUGCCUCCUGUUUCCUGUCUCAAGCUUUUACUUGAGCAUUUUCUGAGUCCAAAACUUGGGAAGUGGCAUCCCAUUAGCAACUUGUUUCCGAGCCAGUUUGGGGACCGGAAUAGCAUGGUGGGGCCUUAGCAGAAUGGUACUUACUACUUCAGUGUCACUUUGAACUCCGUGCCAAUUCUGCAUACUUUCUUGGACUCCAGAAGCUUGAAUGUGGUCUGCUGGUAUAUUCCCAUUCUUACACUGAAAAGACAGUCAUUUGCAGUAUCCAGCAAGCAAACAUUUUCCUAUUCUCAUCUUCAGAUAGUCAGUUCUGAGAAUGGAACAGCAGAACAGGCCAUCAUCAGCUGCAAGUAGAUGGAGAGACUUGGUGUGAGGAGAUGAGACUAUGGUAGUAUCUUUAGGCUGCCACUGUCUUUUAUUAUAGCAGUCUUGCCUUGGGGUUUUAACAUGUUUGAAUUAGAGAGGAUCUGCUUGUGCUGAAGCAGCAUUCUAUGUUCAUGGCAGUCUUUGGUUAAAGUGAUGGGUGUCUUAGGACCCAGAUAGAAUGAUGUGUUUUGAUGAAUAUACUCUUGAUUUCAUCUGCACAGUUGAGAGAGUGAAAAUCCCAAAGUUUGCUCUGGGAGUGUUUGUUCCAAAGCCAUUAUUUAUUAAAGGCUAACAAGUGUAAUAGGCAAAUGGCUUUGUAUUUGCUUGCUAGCUAAGAGAUAAAGCAUUGCUAUUACACUGAAGUGACUUUUUUUUUAAAACAGUACAAGGAAGAUAUUCAGCAGGAUUAAUUUUGUAAGACUGGUUGCCUAUUAUUUGAUAUGCAUAUCUGUAGUUUACAAGCCUAAUUUUUUUUUUUUUAAUUAAAUCAGAUUGCUAAGUAUAUGAAAAAAAGAAGGGUGAGAAGAGAAAGGAACAUUAUGACUUGGGGUGAAACAAGUCUGUUUCCUGUCCCCUGGGUUGAAUGGAGAGGAGGAUUAAAAAAAAAAAAAAAAGCAGCAGGAUGUCAGCUUGAAUAAUAUCCCUAAAAAAUUUAUCUACCUGAGUUUGAACUUAAAAAACCCAACCAAAAAAAUCCUCCAUGUAAAUUCAUAUCAUUCCUAGCCUGCUUGCCUUGAAAUGUAGCUAACAUCACUGUUUGCAUCAGGUAUUGGGCCUUACUAGUAGAGAAACACAGCAGUCAUGUUACAGAAGGUGUUCUACAGACAUUUAUUUCACUUGAGAUUAUUUAGGUACUUAACUAUGUCACUCCCUCCAGUCUGAUGUUUAGGUUUCUUUCGGAGGCAGUCUGUGUAAAGAGCUAAGAAUGACUUUUUUCUAAGAAUCUUAAGAAAUCUGGAUUGUACAUGGUAUAUUCCUUCCUGUGUGACAGUUUUCAAAAAACUGCAGUCUAGCUGAUGAGGUACUCUGAUGUUUUGAUCAUUUUCUAUCGUAUGUUUCAGAUUCUGAAAAAAAGAGUCUUGAAAGUAGAGUCUUGCUAAAUGAUUACUAGGCCCUUUGUUUUUUUGAUGCCUCUGGGAAUCGAUAUUGCAGAAGACUGUGGAAAAUUCUUUUGUAGUCUUUCUUAAUUAUGUUAAUUAGAGAAAUUGUAAGGGGCUUCCCUCUUUUAAGGGAUUUCAGCCUUUUUAGACUGAGGAAGAGAUAUGCCUUGCAUGCCUCAUAAAGAGGAGACACACAAAUAAUAUUUUUACUAGCUAUAGGCCUAGAGAGAAGUUUAAUGGCAGGAUUUUCCCUAGUGGAGCUGUGGCAAAAUAAUAGCUAUGCCUUUCAUGGUAUCUUGCCCCCCUGCUGAAAAUGGUGCAGGACAUGGGACCUGAUUAAAAGGAAAGUGCUGGCAGACUAUAUCAUGUAUUUUAUUAAACAUACCUUCUGUAAUUGUGCAUACUGGGAUGUCUUAUAUCUCACAGCAGUAUUGAAGUUCAGCCAGAAAGCCCAGAAGGCAGGAAAGCAGCAUAGUACAGUGUAAUAAUGGAGGACAUAGCCCAUCUAGUUCCUUUGAAAUCAGUUGUGGUAUCAGUGUGGUAUCAGCACCAAAUGACAUUUGGCAAGAUAGAUGUUGCGGUACCUUAGGCCAUUUGUGAAACAAUCACAGGAAGAUCAGCUUGUUUCUUCCAUGCUUCUUACAGGAACAGGAGGAAGCAGUAGGAUCCAUUGAUCUGAUACCUUUAAGAGGUGAGGUACGAGAAAAUGCAUAGGAUAUCUUUCCUACUUUCCCUAAAAUUCUAAUUCUACACAGAGGUAGAGAGGAGAAUUUGAAGUUCAGAAUAUAAAUAUAUUUAGGAAGUGAUCAUCUCGUGUCCUGUAUGGGGCAAGGUGGUAGGUGAGAUGUAUUGUAAAAGACCUUAAAAGUUGGACUAAAAAGCACAAAUUGGGUUAGCUGGAUGCGAGAAUAUCAGGGUAACAGAACAAUAAGGCACCUUAACAGCAGAAUACCCUAAUAACUGAAUAACUGUUACACAAAGGCUAACUGAGUGCUAGCAACUUACUUAUUAAUAGGCCUUAUAAUAGAUUUAGAAUAAUAAUUAAAAGAAGACCUUAAGGCAAUGUGAUAAGACAAUUACUGCAAUCUUCUCUCAUGUUUAAAAGGAUCCUAAAGUCUUAAAGUUCCAAAGCUGAAAAUUUAAAGCUUUCUUUAAAGCUAGCAAUGAAGAUAUGAGUAAGAAUUAAUAUAUAGGGAAUUGGUAUUUCUUACCCUUCCUCUGGGUGAAGAAGGGUGUCCCUUUCUCUCCACCUACUGAGGAGCAACCACUUGAUGAGGCAUCCCUUCUGGAGGUGAAAAGAUCAAGUGCACCUUCCAGGGAAAGUUGUGGGAAUCUCUUCAACCAAACAUGGGACAAUGCUUUUAUAGAAUAAGUGAUUGGCUGCUGUCAUUUGACUACUUAGCCAUACUUCCAAAAUCACCUAUUAAAGAACAAAAGGGAAAUGGAGAAAAAGCCAACCAACCAACCAACCAAAAGCAACAAAAAAAAAAGAAGAAACUUUUGUUCUCACCAAGCAAAGUCGUUUGUUGAUCUCCCUGUUAUUGUUUUUUCUCCGUUUGGCCUAGCUGUUUCUAUGCUGAGCUUUAUGUUAACUCAGGAGAGCAGCUGGCAUCACAGAGAUCAACUUGGCCUUCUAUUUGUACUUUCAAGAUUAUAACCAGUUCAGAGUUUUUACACCCUUUGCUUUUCCACGGCAACUCUCCACCUCCAGGCCAAGGACAGUGAAACAGAGUCAGAGAGAAACUGAAUGAGAAAGGGAAAUCGAGGCAGGCAUGCUGAGGCAGGACACCCUGCUACAUCCUAGAAAACAAGAUGGUGGACUAAGUCUACCUAGACCUGAAAGAAAGUCAGGAAAAAUUCAAUCUUAGCUGUUCAAAACAAGUAAGUGUAACAAUGAUCUCUUCUCCAUCCUGUUUCCACUGCUCUGAUAGAAUAAAAGGAAAGAAAAAUGAGCCUUGCAGGGUAAUACCCUCUGAAUUAAGGAGACUCACACUGAUGGAAAUCUCUCAUAGCCCACACCACACCACAUGUAUUUUUUCAUCUGAAAGCCUUAAGGGUGGGCUGAAGUGUGUCUGCUUAUAGCUGGUGGGCCUCUCAGCUGGUGUAAUCGGUAUAAAUAUAUAUUCAGCGAAUCUGUGAAUAAUGUCCAGCACCAGAUUAGAAAUCUUCUGUUGGGUGACAGUCCAGAUUUAAAUAGUAUUGUCUGAAUUAGCAAAAUCUCUGAACCUAUUAAAAAUAAAUCUGGGGCCCCUUAGGAAUCAGAUCCCUAGAUAACUGUGAAUCUUGACCCAACAUCUAUAAAAAGAUGUUGAAGGCCCCAGAGUGUCAGCGAGUACCAUUCUGUUCAGUUUCUCUUAGCUGCCUUUAUCUGGAGAAGUCCUGAUAAAACUUUAAGCAAUAAAGGCUUUUCUUUCUUGACCGCAAUUUAAUAAAGUAGGUUAGCUUGGAACUGUGCUGAGAAAUCUAGUUGACUACAUUAGGACCAGAAUAGGUCCUUAUUCUGAGCAGAAUCUGGAAGUUGUCCAGUAGAUUUGAUCAGAAACAUGACCCUCGCUGACUGGAAACCUGUAAGCAAUGAACUUAGAGGGGGUUUUUUGACCUUCAAAGCAGCAAAGGCUUUGCAUUUUAGACAGCUCUCCCAGUCUAAAAAGUCUGUCAGACGGAGCUCCAGAUGCUGCUCACAACUAGCGGGUGGGAUAGCGUGGUGGGUUAGACCGACUGCUGAUUUUCUAACAAGUUUUAAUAAAUGUUGGUAUUUUUUAUUACUUUUACUAUGUAUUUUAAAAUUUCUACCGCUCUAGGUGGAAUGUAAACAUUUUCUGUACUACUGAAGUCUGUUGUCAUCUCUGAAUACAAUAGCCUAAAAACUCUGUUAUAGAACAUGACCUUUUUACUAAAACUUUACAGAAACAGACUUCAAAAUAUGAAUGAAAUAAAGUGUGUACUUUAAAAA
Calypte anna (Anna's hummingbird) is the source of this 5734-nucleotide messenger RNA. RefSeq names its product CLOCK interacting pacemaker (gene CIPC). The coding region runs from base 168 to 1289 and encodes 373 amino acids. The record is from RefSeq and is a predicted model, not a curated record. Lineage: Eukaryota; Metazoa; Chordata; Aves; Apodiformes; Trochilidae. Gene Ontology annotation, biological process: negative regulation of circadian rhythm; negative regulation of DNA-templated transcription. Gene Ontology annotation, cellular component: nucleus. The transcript is spliced from 4 exons.